This is a messenger RNA of Apiotrichum porosum, 2628 nucleotides long. RefSeq lists its product as uncharacterized. The coding region runs from base 1 to 2628 and encodes 875 amino acids. NCBI's taxonomy places the organism in Eukaryota, Fungi, Basidiomycota, Tremellomycetes, Trichosporonales, Trichosporonaceae. Gene Ontology annotation, cellular component: plasma membrane. The transcript has 14 exons. Gene Ontology annotation, biological process: cellular response to pH. Gene Ontology annotation, molecular function: nucleic acid binding; hydrolase activity; metal ion binding. The record is from RefSeq and is a predicted model, not a curated record.
AUGCCAACCCUCGGCCCCUCGCUGCUCUUUGCAGUCGGCCUCACCGUCGGCGUCGCCGGUGGAUUCUGGAUCCCUCGCAAGGAGGCCACUCCCGUCAAGGUCCCGGCAAACGUCCCCUUUGUCGUCUCGCCUGACCAUGCUGGCGAGGCCGAGAAGCGCGUCGCUCUCCCGACACCCAUGGGCAGUGUCGUCCUCGCCGGCGGCUUCCCCGGUCCUACCUUUGACAUUAUCCGCCGCCAGGCCUACACCGCCGCCUACGACCGUCGCAUGAAGCACCCCGCAUGGACUGCCGAGCACCUCACCGCUCAGUCGCUCUCGCGUACUCCUCCCCCCUCUGCCCCCGGUGCCCACCCCGUCCCCCUCGAGACCGCCCGUGCCGCCGACGCCCCCCAGACCAAGGUCGACCGCUCCAAGUCGACCUUCCAGGAGGACACCACCGUUCCCGAGAUCUUCCGUGCUAAGCUUUCUGACUACUUCCGUUCCGGCUACGAUCGCGGUCACAUGGUGCCCGCUGCCGAUGCCAAGAUCUCGCAGCAGGCCAUGGACGAGACCUUCUACCUGUCGAACAUUGCCCCCCAGGUCGGCGAUGGCUUCAACCACUGGGCCUACGUCGAGGACUUCUGCCGCCGUCUUACCUCCAACUUUGAGGAUGUCUACGUUUUCACUAUUCCCCUGUACAUGCCUACCCAGCAGCCUGACGGCAAGUGGCGUGUGACCUACGAGGUUAUCGGUAACCCUCCCAACGUCUCGGUCCCUACGCACUUUGCCAAGGUUAUCCUUGCGUCGCGUCCCGACUUUGCCUACCCCCAGAAGCCCAACCCCAGCGACAAGACCGUCACCUCGAGCCAGACCAUGAAGGAGAUUGCCAUGGGCGCCUUCAUCCUCCCCAACAAGGAGAUUCCCGACGGAGCCGACCUGCGCUCGUUCAUCGCACCUGUCGAGACCGUUGAGCGCCUUGCGGGCGUUGUGCUCUUCAACGAGGACCUCAAGACCAAGUCGCGCCAGCUCUGUGCCGUCACCCAGUGUUCGGUUCUUGUGCGUCGUUUCGACGAUGCCCAGAAGAACUUUAAGAAGGGCAAGCACCAGCCAGCUGGUCUCCGUCGCGGUGUCGCGCCUGCAGCCAGCUCUUGGGGGGGUGUCCAGACAACCCGAAAGCCGAUGUUGGUUGACCCACCUCCACUUUGGGUGCCUGGAGCCAACCGCACGCAAUCUCACUCUGCGGGGGCAUACACGACCGAACUGGCCGAUGCGACCGUCGCGCGGACUCGGCUCCAAGUAGCCCUCAAGGCCGCCGCUGGGGGAGAGCCCGGCGGCAGUGCGCUGGCCGUGUUGGAGGUGUACUACCCGUUUCUGCGCAGUAUCAUCACGUGCAUUGACACCGACGACUUGCUCUUCAAGGGCGACCCAGUCUUCCCUUGGCGGCCGUCUCUGACGCACUACGCCGUCUCGGCGCCUCUUCUUCCCAUGCCUUCCAUCCACGCAGAGCACUACUUUGUGCUCUUGACAUACACGUUCGCGCUGUCCAACUAUGCGCACUCGAUCCUCGCAGGGCUGCCGACAUUCGAGACCAACGGCGGCUCGGGCGUGCCCAACAUCACCGCCGAGGACGAGAAGAAGACGAGCGCGGGACUCGCGCGCGCCGUCGACCUCCUCUCGCAGGCCGCGGGCGUGGCUGAGUGGGCAAGCGUGAACGCGACUCCGCAGCUUGAGGCGCCGCGCACCGCCGCCGGCGGACGGGUCGGACGCGCCAAAUGGCCGGUCGAGACGGGUUCAGAGGCAUUUAGGGCCCUGUCGAUGCUCCUCCUCGCCGACGCGCACGUCACGGCCAUUCGCAGGCUCCUUCUCCCUGUCCUGGGCCACGCGCUGUUUGCGCCGCCAGGCCCACCGCUCCCCAGCAACCAUCCCAGCGCGGCCCUCCUCGCCAAGCUCUACUUGCACGUCGCGAGCCUGUACACUGCCGCCUCGGCCUUGCUGCGCGUCCAUGACCCGGCGAGCGGCGGGAACACUGCCUCUGGAAGCAAGAAGCUGUUUGGCCGCAAGGAAAAGACCUCAUCAGGCGCCCCCGACACGGACGCGGUCGACAGCGACGUCGUCCCCGAGCUGCGGCGGUAUCUCCGCAAGGAGUCGCUUUUGGCCAGCGCGCUGGGCUAUAAAUGGCUCGGCAUUGAUGCCGGCGAGAACACCAAGGGCGACGGCAAGGUUGGCGAGGCGCUCGCGUGGGUCAAGGAGGCAUCCGCGCGCCUGUCCGAGUUGGAAGAUGGCAAGGUCGCCGACAAGAUGAAGGGCCUGGCGAUCGGACGCAACGUUGAGAGGAGGAAGGAGGCCAGGCGCGCGCGACAGGGCCGCAUCGAGAGGGAGGUCAACGACACGGCUGCUUGGGUGCAGUCAUACACCAAGCUGAACGAUACGGUCGCGUUCCAGCCAGUUCCCGCAGCCGGUACCCUCACGCUCCCACCCGGCCGGCCCAUCUUCGCUGCCAAGGCGUUCUCGCCUCCCGAGCCCAAGUUCGCGCCUAUGCGGCGGGACGACGACCUCGGCGGUGGCCCGGGGUUUGACGACGAGAGAGCCGAGGACAGCGCGCCGCCCGUCGAGCAGGCGACGUAUGCCGGCAAGGGAAGCUACUACUAG